AUGAGUAUCUUCAAAGGUAUAAUCGAUUCGUUUAGCUCGAUCUUCACCGAAGAAGACAACAAUCAUCGUCUUCACGAAGAAUCUAACCACGAUCCUACCGUAUCUGGAUCCAUGAGCGUUGUCGAUGGAGCUAACGAACGGGUUGCGUAUAAGCUCAAAGGCUACUUCGAUUUAGCGAAAGAGGAGAUCGCUAAAGGUGUUAGAGCAGAAGAGUGGGGUUUACAUGAAGACGCGCUUCUUCAUUACAGAAACGCACAGAGGAUCAUGAGUGAAGCUAGCUCCACGCCUUCUCCUUCCUAUAUCAGUUCCAAUGAGAAGGAGAAGGUGAGAUCGUAUAGAGAGAAGAUUUCUAAAUGGCAGAGUCAAGUCUCUGAGAGGUUGCAAGCUCUUGGUAACCGUAAAGGUGUUGGAAUGUCUGAGAAUAAGAGAAAUGUACCAUCUCCUUCUUCAGUUUCCUCCACGGCGUUUAAUAGAAGAGUUUCAUCACAAAAGACUUCACUUCCCAGAGGUGGCGUUGGGAUGGCGAGGAGCCCUAGAGAUGCUACUACAAACCCAAGACCUGCGAAAGAAUCUGGAAGUGGAUACGAUGAUAAGUUAGAAGAGAUGAUCAACACAACUAUAGUGGACAGGAGUCCAUCUGUGAAGUGGGAUGAUGUUGCUGGACUUGAUGGAGCUAAACAAGCUUUAUUGGAGAUGGUUAUUUUACCAGCAAAGCGAAGAGAUUUGUUCACUGGUCUCCGCAGACCAGCUAGAGGUUUGCUUCUCUUUGGGCCACCUGGAAAUGGAAAAACAAUGCUUGCCAAGGCAGUUGCUUCCGAGUCACAGGCAACAUUCUUCAACGUCUCAGCAUCUUCAUUGACAUCUAAAUGGGUGGGUGAGGCUGAGAAGCUAGUUAAAACGUUGUUCCAAGUUGCAAUAUCCAGACAACCGUCUGUGAUAUUUAUGGAUGAAAUAGAUAGUAUAAUGUCUACAAGGUCGGUCAGCGAGAAUGAAGCAAGCAGAAGGUUGAAAUCAGAAUUCCUUAUUCAGUUUGAUGGUGUGACUUCUAAUCCUGAUGAUUUGGUGAUUGUCAUCGGAGCUACUAACAAGCCACAGGAGUUGGAUGAUGCAGUGCUUAGAAGAUUGGUAAAGAGAAUAUAUGUACCAUUACCGGAUACAAACGUCAGGAAACUACUUUUCAAAACUAAACUGAAGUGCCAGCCUCACUCUCUAUCCGGUGGAGACAUUGAUAAAAUCGUCAGAGAAACUGAAGGCAACUUUGCUUAUGGUACAGGAUACUCAGGAAGCGAUCUACAAGCAUUGUGUGAAGAAGCUGCAAUGAUGCCAAUCAGAGAACUCGGUGCAGAUAUUCUCACCAUCCAAGCAAAUAAAGUGAGACCGCUAAGAUAUGAUGAUUUUAGGAAAUCGAUGGCAGUGAUAAGACCAAGCUUGAGUAAAAGCAAAUGGGAAGAGCUUGAACGUUGGAACUCAGAGUUUGGCUCUAAUUGA
This is a messenger RNA of Eruca vesicaria subsp. sativa (arugula), 1488 nucleotides long. The record is from the annotation of a GenBank genome assembly. Lineage: Eukaryota; Viridiplantae; Streptophyta; Magnoliopsida; Brassicales; Brassicaceae.